Messenger RNA from Microplitis mediator, 5205 nucleotides. RefSeq names its product octopamine receptor beta-1R-like. Gene Ontology annotation, biological process: adenylate cyclase-activating adrenergic receptor signaling pathway. The record is from RefSeq and is a predicted model, not a curated record. Gene Ontology annotation, molecular function: octopamine receptor activity. The coding region runs from base 978 to 2231 and encodes 417 amino acids. The transcript is spliced from 4 exons. Gene Ontology annotation, cellular component: membrane. Lineage: Eukaryota; Metazoa; Arthropoda; Insecta; Hymenoptera; Braconidae.
UUGUAAGGAAAAACUUUUUUUUUUCGAUAAAAUUAAAAUAAUAUAGACUUGUAGAAGACUUUAUACUGACGAUAGAGGGUAGAUGAGUCUGAAAGAGGGUUGCGCCGGUGGUAAGAGGGAAGGAUAUUGUAGACAUGAUCAACCGCAGUUCAUUCCGGCCUUGACAUCUGUGUGAACUACAUAGUGAUUAGUAAAUUAUACACAUGACUCGCACAUGAGUACAGUAAACGAAACGAAAAACAAGGAACCAUUAAUUUUCAUUACUCAUAGUGCAGCAUUUAUAAAAAAAAAUAUUCAAUAUUGUUUCCUGUGAUAGUGUUUUAAAUAUUUUUUCAUCCAGUAAAACUCCUCAUAAGAUAUUUCAACACUUUAUCACUAGGCUAAAGUGAAAAAAAUAAUCAAUAUUCCAUUUAUAAGUCAAAAUCAGAAUCUGAUGAAUAUAAAAACGUCAUACGGGCUAUUUUUAACUUGUGAGAAGUUUUUUUAUGUGAGGUUAUGAACCAUAGUAAAUCGCCAUUGAUUUUGAAAAUCCUUAGUGUUUAAAAAAUAACCGAAUUAAUUUUAUAAGUGAUUAAAACUUUUAUAAAUACAUAUAUGUAUAUAUUACCUUUAAAAUUUCUCAUAAAUGAAUGAUAUGAACCUUCAAACUUUUGAUAUAGUAUAGAAAAGAUCUGAGGAAAUUGUACCCGCACCAAAGUAAUGAAACCAAUUGUUCGGUGAAUAGACAAUAGACUAAACUAACUUCGCGAAUACAUAUCGUAUUAACAUAUUAUGUCGCAUAUUAUAAAACUUCACAUUCUACUUUGCUGCAAGUAAUUCUUCAAAUAGGAUGAAAUAUUUGGAAACUUAUUCUAGAAUAAUCCUUAUUGAAAAGAAUUUAUGACAAUGAUAAAUUCCAAUAACAUGAAAAUCUAUAAAAGUGUGCGAGAAAGACUUAAAAUUAUUCGUUACAAGACUAAUUGUUGACGUUUAUAAAAAUGGCAGUGAACUUGAUACCGCGAAGCAAUAAUACUGCUGAUAAUUUGUUAACUUCAUUUGAUACAAACAAAAGUUUAUCGUCUCCGAAUUACUUGAAAGACUUCGAAAAUGUCAUUUUUUUCAUUAUAAAAGCAAUAGUGAUGAGUUUUAUAAUAAUUGCUGCACUGUUUGGCAAUCUACUAGUGAUAGUGUCAGUGAUGCAACAUCAUAAACUUCGUAUUAUCACUAAUUACUUCGUAGUUUCACUAGCUCUAGCAGAUAUGCUUGUAGCAAUUUUUGCAAUGACUUUUAAUGCCAGCGUUGAGCUCUCUGGCCGUUGGCUCUUUGGUUACUUCAUGUGUGAUGUAUGGAAUUCACUUGAUGUAUUCUUCAGCACUGUAUCUAUUCUUCAUUUAUGCUGUAUAAGUGUUGAUCGCUACUAUGCAAUAGUUCAGCCUCUAGAUUAUCCAUCGAUAAUGACCAACUUACGAUUGGGAACCAUGCUGAGCUUUGUCUGGUGUUCACCGACGAUCAUAAGUUUCGUUCCAAUUUUUGCUGGCUGGUAUACGACGCCUGAACAUCUUGAGUAUCGUAAAAAAAAUCCAGACUUAUGUAUGUUUCAAGUAAACAAACCUUAUGCUGUGGUCAGUUCAUGUGUCAGCUUUUGGGUACCAGGAAUAAUCAUGAUUGCAAUGUAUUAUAAAAUAUACAGAGAAGCAGAUCGUCAAGAAAGACUUUUAUACCGGAGUAAGGUGGCCGCAUUAUUGCUAAACAAACAUCUUCAGAUAAAUGGAAUAGCAGCAGGUUUAGGAUCCCUACCACCUGUAGAGCCAUCGGUAUCUGAUUCACAGAUGGAAGAACCACAAAUUGCUAAUAGCAAUAAAAUGAAGCGAGAAAGAAAAGCAGCAAGAACUCUUGGAAUUAUCAUGUCUGCAUUUCUAGCUUGUUGGCUUCCAUUUUUUUUCUGGUACUUAAUUACAUCGUUAUGUGACUCGUGUGAAAGUAGUAAAACUGUAGUUGGAGCAGUGUUCUGGGUAGGCUAUUUUAAUAGUGCUCUUAACCCACUUAUCUAUGCCUACUUCAAUCGUGAAUUUCGAGCAGCCUUUCGUAAAACUAUCGAGAGUUGUUAUGGUUUUGUUUUACCUGUACCAGAUGUGAGGCAAGUUCACAGAAAACACGAUUUUGUUCACAGUAAUGCCUCGUCGGAGUUGCACAUACACAAUCAGCCUCGAGGAAGUGAGAUGACCAACAUACACAUGGAGGCAUGUAUUUAGAUGUAGUUUAGGAACCCAAGGAAAACAAAUUUCUUUAUAGACCAAAUGUUUAUUACGGCGAUAGUCUGAAAAUUGUUAUCAUUUUACUCGACUCACCAUUUAUUUUUUGUAAUGUCUUAUAUGGUUUAUUUUCUACUAAUAUUUGGAAAGUAUAAAUUUUAUAGUAUUAUUUACACAAUAUAUACCAAUAUAACAAUAAAUAUGGGAUCGAGUAAACGGCAAAAUUUGGAUAGUUUUAUUAAGGAUCAAUGAAACAUAUAGAAUUUCAUUUUAUCAAAAUAGUAUACAUGAACUGUAAGCCGUAGGAGGGAUAAUUUUUAAAAAAGUAAGAUGCUCUUUUUUUAAACAAGAGAUACUUUUCAUGAUUUCACGUCAUAAAUAUAUGGAGAGAUUAUUAUAUAUUCUUCCCCUAAAGAUGAAGUUUUUUUAUAUAAUUUAUUGAAAUGUUAAAAAGUAUAUUUUAAAUAUAUUUAUUAUAUUAGUUGUUGACUAUAUUGUUAAGUUAUAUGUAGCAUUGUUUUUACUUAAGGUAUUAUUAGUUAGUAAAAUCGACUUAAACAAAAAAAAUUUAUAUAUUUAUCAAAUCGAAAGUAAAAAAGUUCAGGGAUAUUAAAAUUAAUUGUGGAGUUACAGCUUAUGAGUUAACAAUUUUUUAAAUAGAUAGAAAUUUGUGUUUUUUUUUUGCACGAUAUUGUGAAAUCAUUUAUAUUAUCGAACUGAAGGGAAUAUAGUCAAGUUGCUCAUACUUAACAACAAGCAAAUUCUGAUGCAAGCUUCUGACCCGAUUUUUUUGGGGUUUAAAGUUAAAACUAAUAAACUACCGAAGAUGUAUUGUUCUGGAUACAUAUAUUUUGUCCAGAGGUUACUUUAAAAUAUUAUGUUUUCUACAGAUAAUAACAAAAUCUAACAAUCUAAAAUAGUAACGUCACAUGCAGAUUAAAUAUUAGUCAGCUAUCGAUAUAUGGUUAAAAUUUCCACUAAACUGUAAAAUUCGCUUGCUGACCGCUACUAAUUUGAAUUGAAACGCAAUAGAAUUCUGUAGGUAACUCCAUUAACUCGGAGGUUAGUCUACGGAGGAGCAGAAAUUUCUUGGAAUUUCCUAGUUAACGAAUGCCCCUUCUCCCUUAAGAAGUAAACUAUGACGCAUGCGCUCUUACAUCUACAUGAAUGAUGCAUAUAUAAAUAUACACAGACACAUACAAACAUAAAGCAUUGAGUGGGAGACAACGCAGCUCAUAGUGGGGAUCAAGAUUAAGGGAAACUUCCGAGUUAAUGGAGUUCGACUGUAGCUACAAGAUGUUCAGGUGUAAAAAUACUCGCUUGCUGUUCCUAUGUCAAUUUUCGCAUUUCACAUCCUAUCUCAUCUGUAGUAAAUAUAUAAAAUACUAUUUUUAUACAGUUUGAAUUACGUCUACAGGAUACUAAAAUUUCAAUAUUAGUAAGAAAUUUUAAUCAAUAAUUUUUUUAAUUUAAAAAUAAACUGUUUUUUCUUUUUCCUGUAUAUAAUUGUUUUCUGUGAUACGAUAUUGCGUCAGAGUUCCUAAAUUUACACCAUUUUCAAAAUUAUUCCGUAAAAAUUAAAAAUAUAUUUCUGUUGGUUUUUUUUCAAACCCAUCGAAAUCGACCAAUUAAUUUCUAUUAAAUUUAGAUAAUUUUUAAUUAGCUAUGAAUGAAUUUAAUUGAAUUUAUAACUACUAGGGCAUUUAAAAAAGUAAUAAAAGUAUCUGUCCUUGUAGAAACUAAUUAAUAAUCUUUCAUUCGCAAAAGGUUGUUUCAUCUUAAUACCCAGAGAAAUUAUACAUACGAUAUAAGAAGUAAAAAUUAUACUAAUCUUCAAAAGCAAAUCGUUAUGGAACUAAAAAUAAACAAAGUACUAGUAUCAGUAUUUAAUGGUAUCAAUUUAAGAAAAGGACAAUCUGACUUAGUUCAAAUUUUACAAUACAUAUUAGUACCGAAUAAGGAUAUUAUAUUUAUAAGUAUGCGAAAGGAAUAAAAUAAAGGAGACCUACGUCGAUUAAAUUUAAUUUGAAUAGCAGUAGUUAGACCACUGUACAAAAGAUAGAUAACAAAUUAUAAAAAAAAAACAAAUAAAAUUUUUACCCUAUUGAUUGCAAUCAUAUCUUUGUUGUGAUUAUCAUUAAACCUUAUGGAAAUAUAUAAAUACAAUCGAUAGGAAUAUCAUUUUAUUUGUUUUUAAUACAUUUAUAUAUUACAUCAAUAAAUGUAUGCUAGACAAUCUAACGGUUUGAAUGAUAAAUAUAAAUUUUCUUGUCUUUCAUUGUAUAUAACACAAUACAGUUUUGUGCCAAAAAUUAUUUUCAGUAAGUUUUGUUUAUAAAAAUAUGACUAUUGCAGUAUUAUUCGUCUUCUAAUAAGAUUGUAUUCCACAAUCGAAUUUUUGAAAAUAUCUUUUGGUACUAAAACAAUGAAAAAUUAAUAUAGUGAAUUAUAUGUAGGCUAUUAAUGUCCUACUAUCAAGAAUAAAAUUUUAUGAAUGAUGCAAAUCUCUACAACUUUUGUCAUAUAUAAUUUAUGUAAUUCAAUGUUAACAGUAGGGGCCGUUCAUAAAAUACCUUCGCAAUUUUUCUCUCAGUUUUUUAAAAUUAGUUAUUUUUUAAAGUUUUAUUGUUACAAAUAAUUAAUAUACUAAAAUAUAUAAAUUUAUAUACUAAUUAUUGCUAUAUAUCAUGUACGGGAGAAAGGGUCUAUCAUUUAUGACGCAAUAAUCACAGGGGGGGAGGGUCUGAAAAGAAAAUUUAACGUGAUGUAUUUUAUGAACGGCCCAGAAGAUUAAAACAUAUUUUUAUUAUGAAAAAUUAUAUACUUUUCCUGAAUGAAACAUAUAUUAUGGAAAAAACAGAUGGACUAAUAAGAAAUUCGGUAAUUCGAAAAAAUGUAUAUUUUUCCAAGCAGAUUCUAACGAUUGUUUUAUUUUUUAAGCUUUGAAUAUUGACCUAUUUCUUUAUCAAGUUAU